UUGGAGUACGCUAGCUAAUUCGGAGCCGGCAAGCAAGGGUGAGCAUGAUUCGGCCAUCGUAUAAAUUUGUGAGUUCUCUCAACCCCUGGCUGAGAACACCAUCAUCAGUACCGGAGAAGCUUUCGUGUGUUGUGAAAUACGGUUAUUGUGCCUAUCGUUACAUUGGAAGCACGGAAUCCGCAGACAUGGCUGAUUCGGACUACAAGAGCGCCAAAUCGGUAUACGAUUUCACCGUGAAGGAUGGCCAGGGCAACGACAUCAGCCUGGAGAAGUACCGGGGCAAGGUCCUGCUGAUCGUCAACAUUGCCUCCAAGUGCGGCCUCACCAAGGGCAACUACGAAGAGAUGACGGAACUGAACAAAAAGUACGAGGGAAAGGAAUUCAAAAUGCUAUCAUUCCCUUGCAAUCAGUUCGGUUCCCAAAUGCCCGAGAAGGAUGGAGAAGAAAUGGUUUGUCACUUGAGAAGUGCCAAUGCUGAUGUUGGAGAUGUGUUUGCUAAGAUCAACGUGAAUGGGGACGAGGCUGAUCCUUUGUACAAAUACCUAAAACACAAACAGGGUGGCAUUCUGGGCAGUCUCAUCAAGUGGAACUUCACAAAGUUCCUGGUUGACAAGGAAGGACAACCCGUGGCACGAUACGCCCCGACGACAAAUCCACGGGAUAUUGUCAAGGACAUUGACAAACUUCUGUAGAAACUGGUCACCUAAAGUCGGCUUUAGAGAGCUUUUGCAUUUGAAUUGAAAAAAAAUGUUGUUCAUUUUGAUGUUUUGCUUCUUAGUAUUUGUUGAGUUAAGUCAUUGGAAAUGAUAAGAAAAAAUUCUCUUGUCCAGUGCUGGACUACAAAACUACAGAUACUAUUUUUUGGAAUAACUCACCUUUGGGUAUAGAUAGCUUUAGAAGUAUAACAAUAUGCAUUCAAAUAAACAUCAUAAAACUGUGCA
Uranotaenia lowii is the source of this 941-nucleotide messenger RNA. RefSeq lists its product as uncharacterized. Lineage: Eukaryota; Metazoa; Arthropoda; Insecta; Diptera; Culicidae. The transcript is spliced from 4 exons. Gene Ontology annotation, molecular function: glutathione peroxidase activity. Bases 45 to 692 code for a protein of 215 amino acids. The record is from RefSeq and is a predicted model, not a curated record. Gene Ontology annotation, biological process: response to oxidative stress.